ACUUAUAUAAGUAGGCAUGUGACACAAGACAAACACUUCCUAGUUGAUGAGAAAGUGUGAAAGAGUUUCCUCCAAUUAGAUCAAUUAUUCCAUUAAUCAUUGCAAGGCUUAAUAAAUCUUCCUCUUCUAAUAUUUUUCUUUAUCUUCAUUUUGUUCAAUAAUAGAAAAAGGGAAAAGAAAUAAAAUGGGAGGCACAAAAGAUGAAGAAUUUCAGAAAGGAAAUUACAAAUUUGAAGAGGAAGGAGAGUUUGAUGAUGAUGGGAAGCCCAAAAGAACCGGGACUGUAUGGACUGCAAGUGCACACAUUAUAACAGCAAUCAUCGGAUCAGGAGUACUAUCAUUAGCAUGGGCUACAGCACAAUUGGGAUGGAUAGGAGGAAUCGGGACCCUUGUAAUCUUCUCCGGUAUCACACUUUACACAUCAAAUCUUCUUGCAGAUUGUUAUCGAUCUCCUGAUCCAGUCACCGGUAAAAGAAAUUACACGUACAUGGAAGAAGUUCGAGCCAAUUUAGGCAGAUCGAGCUGCAUUGCUUGUGCAGUUGUGCAGUACGCUAACUUAACUGGAAUGGUUAUUGGUUACACAAUCACCGCGUCUAUAAGCAUGGUGGCGGUCCAUAAAUCGAACUGCUUCCACAGGAAAGGACAUGGUGCAGCUUGCAAGUUUAGCAACAAUCCUUAUAUGAUUGGUUUGGGAAUAUUUGAAAUUUUUCUAUCUCAAAUACCCAACUUUCAUAAGCUAACUUGGUUAUCAACUGUUGCUGCAAUUAUGUCUUUUGGGUAUUCUUCAAUUGGUAUAGGACUUGCACUUACUAGGAUAAUUUCAGGGAACGGAGGCAGGACAACAAUAACAGGGGUGGAAGUAGGCAUAGAUGUAACAGCUGCUGAUAAAACAUGGAGAAUGUUUCGAGCGCUUGGAGAUAUCGCGUUUGCUUACACUUUUUCUCAAGUACUUGUCGAGAUUCAGGAUACACUAAAAUCGACACCAGCAGAGAAUAAGGUGAUGAAGAAGGCAAAUACGAUAUCAGUGUUCACAACCACUGCAUUCUACAUGAUGUGUGGUUGCUUAGGCUAUGCUGCGUUUGGAAAUGGUGCACCAGGAAAUAUGUUAACUGGAUUCGGGUUUUAUGAGCCUUUUUGGUUGGUAGACUUGGCUAACAUCUUCAUUGUCAUUCACUUAGCCGGUGCAUAUCAGGUAUUUGCUCAGCCCGUAUAUAGCAAGGUGGACUCAUGGGCCAGCGAGAAGUGGCCCAACUCAACAUUUGUAAAAGGAAACUAUCCCAUAAAAUUAGGCAACAAAACAAUUUUCAGCUUGAACUUACUUAGGCUUAUAGGAAGAACAAUGUUUGUGAUCUUAGCAACCACAUUGGCUAUGGCAAUGCCCUUCUUCAACGAUAUUCUCGCGUUUCUUGGAUCACUCGGGUUUUGGCCCUUGACGGUGUACUUUCCAGUCGAGAUGUACAUCGCAAAGAACAACAUAAAACGAGGCUCAAUGAAGUGGUUUAUGCUCCAACUACUCAACAUACUUUGCUUGCUUGUGUCCUUGGCUGCAGCUGCUGGCUCAAUUCAGGGUGUUGGUGAAGCUCUUGGUUCCUCCAAACCCUUCCAAGUUAAAGUAUGAAACAUGAUCAAGAUUCUUUAUCAUAAUCGUAUUCAGUGUAUUCCGCCCAUAAAAACUAUAAUGAGGGUCUGAAGAUGGUAAUCCAUAUCUAUGAAUCAUGAAUAUGAUUUGCAAUAGGUUUGUUCCAACUUGUAGUGAUCAAGUCCUUUUUUUUUUUUUUUUUUUUUUUUUUUAUGGCAAUGUGUGUGUGGAAGUGAUGUUAUUUCUUAAUUUAUUUUUGUAUUUUUGAGCAUGCACUUCUGGUUCGACCAAUCUAUAUACUUUGAUCA
Messenger RNA from Amaranthus tricolor (Joseph's coat), 1887 nucleotides. Its product is annotated as amino acid permease 6-like. Gene Ontology annotation, cellular component: plasma membrane. The transcript is spliced from 6 exons. Lineage: Eukaryota; Viridiplantae; Streptophyta; Magnoliopsida; Caryophyllales; Amaranthaceae. The record is from RefSeq and is a predicted model, not a curated record. The coding region runs from base 185 to 1618 and encodes 477 amino acids.